GCAGCAGCUGAAACAAAUUGGAAGGCUGAACUAGUGCUUAUAGGUUGAUCAAAUUAUCGUCCUCUCUAAUUUCAGGAGGCAGAGUUUGCAGUUCUGGCAUUUGAAUGUUUCGUGCGGCAAUUACUCUUUUUUGACAAUUAUGCUGCUUGGGGCUUGGUUCAUUUGUAUGUAUAUCACAAACUGACUCCCUGCAUUUUGUUUUUUCCAUUGCUGUGUUAGUCUAAACUAGGGUUCAGGCAGAUCAGCAAUUAGCAUUAGGGACCUCCCCCUCCUCUGUCCCCUUGGAUUUGUUUGAUGAUUUCUUGUAAGAGUAGUUGUGAAAAUUCUUAUGCUGUUGUAUUUGAUAUCAGGUAGCUUUUCAGUUUUCAUAGUUUUCAGAUAUCUCUCCAUCCUUCUAUGGCAUUUUCUUUUCUGCUUUCAGAUGUUUUAUUUGCACUGUCUUGCCAUUUUUAUGAAUUUUGAGUGUUUCAAACUUUAGAUGUUUGGCGUGGUGCAAAUGUUAUCAUAUCAUGAAAAUGCAAGUAUUAAAAGGGAUUUGCAACACAAUUUCUAAAACAUUCCCAUAGCUUUUCUUGUUAAUAUGUUUCUGGUAGGAUUACCCUUUUGAUUGUUUAUAAUAAUUUUAACCCUGCUUGAAAACAAAAUUAAUUAUUGUUAUUGGUAAUGGUAAUGGUAGGAGAAUUGAUAUUUUAAAGGGAAAAAAUAAAGGAUUGUGGUCUUGAAUACGGGUACAUAUAACCUUAUUUUUAUGAUUGAUUGUAUAUAAGCUUGGAUUUUUAGAAGAGAUGUUAGCAGCUUUAAUAUUUGUAUUAUUAUUUUUACUUGAAUCUGAUUGUUUUGUUAACGUUCAAAUUUGUUUUAAAUCGUUUCCUAUUUAAAUAUUAUUACCGGAAUAAAAAAAUAUUUAUUAGAUGGUGACAUCCAUUGAAUGCAUUUUUACCUUCCUUAAAUAUUUGGUUUCGUGGUAAGAAAGGAUUCUACAUCAAACUAUUGAGUUCCUUUAGAAGUAUAAAAUUUAUUUUUAUUUUACAAAUAUGUAAAUCGAUAUCUCAUUUGAGCAUCCAAUAAUAGUUAUUAUAGAUUUUAAAAUCUAAAUACCAUUUGAAGCAAAAUCGAAGUGGAUUUCGUAUUUGAAUUUUCGUCAAAAUUUAAUAUUCGAAUUUAAUAAACAUUUGAACUUGUAAUGUCAAACCAAUUUUUAUGGUUUUUUUUACAAAAUAGUACUUUUUUUCAUUCAAUCCUUGUGGUCCUAAAUUUUACUUUAAAAAAAACCUUGUAUUGUACCUGAGAAAUAAGCCAAAUCCAACGAAAAUGUAAACUAUCCAAGUUGUCAGCCAGACUUUCAACAAUUUAUUUCUUUGUUUCAUUAAAAAAGCAAUUUCUUUUAGUAAUUAUAAACGACAAUUCACGAAAGUAAUUUUUUUUUUUAAAAUUUCAUUAAGAAAAUGUAUCGAGUUAUUUCUUGUUUAUCAGGUUAGUAUAGUGACAAAUUUACCUUAAGUACUUCUUGGAUUAAAUAAUUAAGGACCAAAAGCCCACUAACAUUAAUUUAUUUAUUGGAUUUUUUUUACUCUAUGACCAGAAGACCAGCUUUCGCUUAACUCAACUCUUCUAUAGUUUGAUCCUUCCAAAUUGAAGUUCCCCCAUAAUACCCAAAAUGUCAUUCAAUACAUUAUAACUCAUCUUCUCCGUGAUAUAUGUAUGUAUAUACUACGCAACAACUUUUCCUCCCUAUUUUCUCCUUUCUCCGAUUGAAUAUGUGAAAUCACUUUUUAGGGUUUUUAAAAAUUUAUAUAAAAAAAACAAUAAUUAUAAAUUGGCCAGCCUUAAAAGAUUUUUUUUAAAAAAAAUCGUGUCAAUCGGCAAACCAUUGUCGGUAGUUGAUGGGUACGAAGGCAUGGCAAACGAGGAUGCUAAUACUGGUUUUCUGGUGGAGGCUAACGUGCGCCGUCUUCGUCCCUUUAAGGAUUCCGUUAUGUCCCAAGGUCUCCGUUUCCGACGCGAUCUUUGACUUCAGAGACUCCUAUUGUCCUAUUAUCUCUGCUCGUACUCAAUCUAUCGACUUCGUUGGCGUUACCGAGGGAGAUGAGGUUUCGAUGCAAAAGGCGCUUAACAUGGUAUAUAAGAACGGUCAUGGAUAUGUAGCAGUGCUUUUCUAUGCAUCUUGGUGCCCCUUUUCAAGGUCUUUUAGACCAAGCAUCAAUAUCCUUUCUUCUUCCUAUCCUUGCAUUCCCCAUUUUACCAUUGAAGAAUCAUCUGUCAGACCAAGCAUACUCUCAAAGUAUGGAGUUCACGGGUUUCCUACUCUUUUCCUUUUAAAUUCUACGAUGCGUGCACGUUAUCAUGGAAAUCGAUCUUUUGAAUCUCUUGGUGCAUUCUAUAGUGAUGUCACUGGCAUUAAGAACUCUCUGGAUAAAACAUCAUUGGAAAAAAUUGGACACUUGUCAAAUCAAGAGAAGCAUAAUAGCACUGAGCAGGAAAGCUGCCCAUUCUCGUGGGCAAGAUCUCCGGAGAAUUUACUUCGACAAGAGACAUAUUUGUCUUUGGCCACCACUUUUGUGCUUUGUAGAUUGCUUUACCUAUUGUAUCCUACUUUGCUUGUAUUUGCUCAGUUAACAUGGGGACGGCUGAUUCGAAAUGUUAAACUGGGGACUUUGUUGGAACAUCCUUUGGCCUAUCUGAAACGAGCAAUCCAGCUGUUUAAUUCCAUGAAGGAACCUUGCAAGAGAAGCAACUUGCAAGGCGCAAUGAAUGCUAGAGCAUGGGCCUCUAAAUCCCUUGCUACCGUUUCAAUUGGUGACGCUAACACAAAUCGUGUUGUGCCAGUAACUGGAUGUCGCUAACCCCUUAGGUAUAUGUUGUUUCCUUUGAAAUCUUUGGCCGCAAUCUCAUGGAAGCAGGAGCCCUUUUGAUACAUGACUUUUUAAUACAUCAACUUCGGUGUUAAUUUGAAUUAUGGCAUGUCGACCCUGAACUAGUAAAGUUUCAUUUGUCAAUAUUAUUUAACACCAAAAAACGGCGCUGCAACUUUGUGAGCCAUUUUUGGCUCAUUUGAAGCAUGUUUGCCACGUUUUGUUAAAUAAUGGUAAACCUUCGUGUUCUAUCUUAUAUUAUUAUCACUUGGAGCUGCAAAA
This is a messenger RNA of Gossypium arboreum, 3134 nucleotides long. Its product is annotated as 5'-adenylylsulfate reductase-like 4. The coding region runs from base 1884 to 2843 and encodes 319 amino acids. The record is from RefSeq and is a predicted model, not a curated record. Lineage: Eukaryota; Viridiplantae; Streptophyta; Magnoliopsida; Malvales; Malvaceae. The transcript has 5 exons.